Rubroshorea leprosula is the source of this 890-nucleotide messenger RNA. The record is from the annotation of a GenBank genome assembly. NCBI's taxonomy places the organism in Eukaryota, Viridiplantae, Streptophyta, Magnoliopsida, Malvales, Dipterocarpaceae.
AAACUACGGAAUUGUUCGUUGCUUCUUUCUUUUUCCCUCGGCGGUUUUGCGUUCCUCAUCUGUUAUACAGCCACCAAGUGUUAGGAGAAAUGCCGGAAUCGUGUGUUGGGCCGUGGGGAGUAGUGGGGAAGGGAGGAAAUUUUUUACCGCUGAAGUUGAAUGUUGCUCUGGGGGAGCAAAGUGGAGGUGUGUUUUCUUUCUUGGGGUUUAUUGAAGUGAAGAAGAGGAGGAGGGGUUCUGGGUAUUCUUGUUGGUGCAAGAAAGAGUGCGAUAGUGAAGGGAAUUUGGCUUUGGAAGCAGAGACAUUGAAGUUCAUGAAAGAUAGUGAGAAGGUUUUUCCGAGCAAGAAAGAGUUGGUGGAUGCAGGGAGGAUGGAUCUUGUGGAGGCUUUUCCGAGACAGGGAGGAUGGCUUGCUUUGGGUUGGGAUUCGGAUAAUGGCGGUGAUAAUCAAGUGGAGCAAGAACAGCAGUAUCAGUUUCAAGAAAAUGGUUUUCAACAUUUGAAUUUUCACCAAACUGAGAACGCAUGGAAUAAUGGGGAUCGGAAAAACAGUGCUGAUGGUGAAGUUCGGAGUUCUGGGGCUUCUUCUUGCUCUCCAUCCUCGUCUGGUAGAUCACUCUGACGAUUCUAAUUUUUCAUUUUACUUGUUUAUGCUUGCCUCUUUUUUUUUUCUUUUCUGUUCAUGACAGAUGUCCAUUUACGGUAGUAUGGUUAAAAAUGCUACUUCUUUAUUUCGCUUUCCCAGAGGAAUAACUUAACGUCGUUGUAUAAAUGCAUUAUGAUGUUUGAAUAAUACAAUUUUGUUGAUUUCUGUUCUUCUCUUGUUUAUAAUUCUCAUACUUCCGAUAAAUAGUUGCUUGGCUCCUAUGAGUAAAUGAAUUUAAUUUUU